Molecule: messenger RNA, 1626 nt
Organism: Filobasidium floriforme
Lineage: Eukaryota; Fungi; Basidiomycota; Tremellomycetes; Filobasidiales; Filobasidiaceae
Product: luciferase-like domain-containing protein
Exons: 10
Coding region: 1-1626 (541 amino acids)
Molecular function (GO): monooxygenase activity; oxidoreductase activity, acting on paired donors, with incorporation or reduction of molecular oxygen
Source: RefSeq, a predicted model, not a curated record
AUGCAAUCAUUCGGGACCGCCCCCUCUAUCAACCCCGUUAAUCAAGACGACAAGAACUCCAUCCCCAUCAGACCCGCGGAAGAAGGCAAGAGGAGGUGGAUAUUGAACGCCUUUGAUAUGAGCUGUGCAGGGCAUCAGAGCCCCGGGUUGUGGAAGCAUGAGAGGGAUUGGAGUGCGAGGUAUCAUGAUAUCGAGUAUUGGACGACCGUCGCCAAGGUCCUGGAGAAGGGGAAAUUCAACGGGUUGUUUGUGGCCGAUACCCUCGGCGCCUAUGACGUCUAUGGGAGCAGUAUCGACGCAGCCGCUCGGACGGGCGCACAGUGGGGAGUGGACGAUCCGACGUUGAUGGUCUCUGCGGCGGCGGCGGUGACCAAGCAUCUGACGUUUGGGAUCACCCAUAGUGUGACUUAUGACGCUCCUUAUGUCCUAGCGAGGCGUUUCUCCACCCUGGAUCACCUCACAAAGGGAAGGAUCGCAUUCAAUAUCGUCACUUCGUACCUCGACUCGGCAGCUAGGAAUUUCGGCCUGAAACAUCAGAUGGAACACGACGAGAGGUAUCGUCGGGCCGAGGAGUACAUGAACGUUCUCUACAAGCUGUGGGAGAGCUCGUGGAGGGACGAUGCGGUCGUACUCGAUGUGGCUACCGAUACGUAUGCCGAACCGAGUAGGAUUCGCAAGAUCCAUCACCAUGGCGAGUUUUUCGACGUCGAAGGGCCGAGCUUUGUCGAGCCGAGUCCUCAGAAGACGCCCUUGCUAUACCAGGCGGGUAGUAGUUCGGCGGGGAUCAAAUUUGGAGCGAGACAUGCCGAGGCCGUGUUCAUGAGCGGUCCCAGCGUCAAGAAGAUUCGUCAACAGGUCGACGCUUUGCGAUUGGCGGUCAAGCAGCAGGGACGUGAUCCGUUCUCGGUCAAGGUGCUCGUCAAGCUUACCGUCAUCGUCGACGAGACCGAGGACAAGGCCAAGGCGAAACGUGACGAAUACCACGCGCUGGCGAGUCGAGAGGGCGCCAAGGUCUUGUUCGGAGGCUGGAUUGGAGGAGAUCUUUCCGUCUACAGCGACUCGCAAGACCUGCGUGUGCAUGGCACACCCGCUGUCGCCGGCGUGGCGCGUGGCUAUGCUGCACUGUACCCUCAAGUCAAGCUCUGGAACGCGGACACUUUGGCGGAUCACUUCAAGCUGGGCGGGAUGGGACCAGUUGUAGUCGGCACUCCGGUACAGGUUGCGGAUGAGUUGCAAAGCUGGAUCGACGGAGCCGAUAUCGACGGGUUCAACCUAUGCUACGCGAUUACACCAGGCACAUUCGAGGAUAUCGUCGAACACCUCGUACCCGAGCUACAACGCCGAGGCGUCCACUGGUUGGACUAUCCCGAGCCGUCCAAUGGCAAGCACCUGACGGCGAGAGAAGGAAUAUACGGUGUCGGUCAGACGAGGUUGCCAGAUGAUCACUACGGAAGUGCAUUCAAGUGGAACGUCGGAGAAGAGAAUGGUCCGGAGCUCGAGACGGGCGGUGGCGUGGCGAACAAGGCCGUGUCAACGAGCCAGACGAACGGUACUUCUCGCAAGCGCCCUGUAGCGAAUGGUGAAGUAGAUGCCGCGGUUGCCAAGAGGGUCAAGGUGGUUGCGUGA